Drosophila grimshawi is the source of this 4038-nucleotide messenger RNA. Its product is annotated as glutactin. The transcript has 2 exons. The record is from RefSeq and is a predicted model, not a curated record. Lineage: Eukaryota; Metazoa; Arthropoda; Insecta; Diptera; Drosophilidae. Bases 16 to 3948 code for a protein of 1310 amino acids.
GACGGAGUCGAGAACAUGCAGCUGCUUAGCCUGUUGCUGUUGCUGUUAGUGUUGGGCAUUUGCCACGCCCAGUUCGAUGAGAUAUACAGUUAUACGCCGCGGCCGCUUCGGCCAGCACCUUGGCUAGGGGAGGUUUUUAAGACGACCACGCCCCCUCCCCCAGCGCCACCAAGUGGUGGUGUUCAUGUGCCCGGCGUGGGUGAGGUGAACGGAUUGCCCAAAUAUAAGGUGAUCAAGGGUCGACCCAUCGAUGCUUAUUUGGGCAUACGUUAUGCUCAAGUGAACAGUGGCUUGGGACGCUUCCAGAAGGCCAGAGCUGUUCCUUAUGCAGGUCGCAUCGAUGCCACCCAGAUGAGUCCCAAUUGCGCCCAGUUUCCAGAGAAGCAGCGUCUGCAGGAGGCCGAGGCGCGUGGCGAGAAUGCUGACGAUUGCCUCACUCUGAAUAUUUAUGCGCCGGCUGGACCUCGAGAGCUGCCCGUUCUUGUCUUUGUGCAUGGCGAGAUGCUCUUCGAUGGCAGCGCCGAGGAGGCACAACCCGAUUAUGUCCUCGAGCACGAUGUGGUCCUGGUGUCCAUCAACUAUCGAUUGGCACCAUUUGGUUUUCUGAGUGCGCUCAGCGAUGAGUUACCCGGAAAUGUAGCCUUGUCCGAUCUGCAGCUGGCACUCGAGUGGGUGCAACGUAAUAUUCGGUAUUUUGGAGGCGCUUCUAGUCGGGUAACCCUGAUUGGACAGGCCGGUGGUGCUACUUUGGCUCAUGCACUUAGCUUGAGCCCACAGGCACAGCAUCUCUUCCAGCAGCUCAUCCUGCAGUCGGGCACUGCUCUGAAUCCCUAUCUGAUCGAUGAGCGUCCCCUCGAGACUCUGGCCACCUUCGCCAGCUUAGCUCGCUGCCCCACCGCCGGUCGGAAUCUUGCCCCGCUCUACCAAUGCCUGAAUCGCAUGCGCACCUCGCAGCUGGUGGAGAUCUUCGAGCAGCUUUUCCGAAAUAAUGAGCCAUUGGGCCUCAGCGCUUUGGGGGGCUUUAAGCUUGUCGUCGGUGAUCGCCUGGGCUAUUUACCCAAUCAUCCGGCUGCAUUGGUCGCCAGCAACAAUAGCACGAAACCGUUAAUUGUUGGCGCCGCUAAGGAUGCCAGCGCCUUUAUUUUGUCAGGCUUCUAUGAUCAGAUACAGAAUCUGAAUUCGCGCAACCUCAGUGAUUACAUCAAUGUGAUUCUGCGCCAUACAGCACCACCACAGCACCACAAAGUCUGGCAUGAUUGGGCACUGCAGGAGAUAUUCACUCCGGAACAGAAGCGAUAUGUGAAUACUAACAGCGUGGCUCAGGGGUUGCUCGAACUGAGCAAUCUGAUAAUGUAUCGGUCGCCCGUUAUUGAUACGAUACGAUUGUCGCAUCAGAAGACCCCCGCGUAUCUGUAUACCUUCGACUAUCGUGGGCAGUAUCAUCGCUUUGCGGACGUGAAAAAUCCCCUGCCAUUUGGAGUAGAUGCCUCGCUCAGUGAUGACAGUGUCUAUCUGUUUCCCUAUCCAGAGGAAACUAGCAAGCUCAAUCCCGAUGAUAUGUCGAUAGCCCGUGCCCUGGUUGCCAUGUGGGUGAGCUUUGCUCAGACUGGCAUUCCGAAUCCUAAUCCUAAUGUUUGGCCCAAGGCAACCUCUGAGUACGGUCCGUUUUUGCGUUUUACUAACUCGAAGCAAAACAUUUUGGAACUGGAUCAGCACUUUGGCGAGGGCAUCAAUAUACCAAAUCUGUAUCCAAUGUAUUUUACUACAAGCAGAACUUCUUCAGGUACCACAACAACAACAAGGCGGCCGUAUUCUGGACUGCCACCAGCGUAUCCUGAGUAUAAUCCCAGGACACAGGAGGCACAUUGGAAACAACAGAUGCGCGAGCAAGAGGAACAGCUGGCGCGCGAAAAUGAGAAACGCAGACUUGAGCAGCAACAACGAGAGGAGCAGUUGCAACAAGAGAAUGCGCAGAGAGAACAGCUCGAACGCGAUCAACGCCAACGAUGGGCAGCAGAAGAGCUGGCACUGAAAGAGUACGAAUUAAGGCAACAGCGCGAACGUGAGCAGCAACAGCGAGAGCAGCACGAACGAGAACAGCCCGAUGCAACCCAGGAGCAACUGGAUCCAGAACAAGAACAGCAUUCAGAGGAGCAGCCCGACCAGGAGUCAAGAUGGCAACAGGAACGCGAGCAGCAGCUAAGAGAGCAGCAGCGACGAGAGCAGCAGCAACGAGAGCAGCGGCAACGAGAGCAGCAGCAACGAGAGCAGCAGCAGCGAGAACAACAGCAUCGACAGCAACCAGAAAGAGAACAAGAACAACCUGCACAACAACAACCACAUUACUCACAAUCAGAUGUACCACCAGAGCCAAAUGACUUCCCUACUUACGAAGAUUAUGUCAAGGCAUACGAGCAGUGGGUGAGAGCAGCACAAGAGCAAGAACAACAUCAGCAAUCACAGGAGGAACGUGAAAGGGAGGCAAGAGAGCAAGAAGAACUUGAGCAGCAGCAACGAGAGCAACAAGAUCGGCAGCAACAAGAGCGACCGCAUCACGAAGAAGAACAGCCCGAAGCUACCGAUGAGCAACCGGAGCCAGAACAAGAACAGCAUUCACAGACGGUGCUCGAUCAGGAGUUAAGAUGGAAGCAGGUACUAGAACAGGAUGAACGAGAGCUGCGGCAACGAGAGGAACGAGAAUACGAGCAACGAGAGCAGCAGCGACGAGAUCAGCAGCAGCGAGAGCAACAAGGAAGAGAACAUCAAGAGCCUGCACAACAAGAACCACAUUCUUCACAAUCGGAUGCUCCACCCGAACCAAAUAACUUCCCUACUUACGAAGAUUAUGUCAAGGCAUACGAGCAAUGGGCAGGAGCAGCACAGGAACAAGAGCAACAGCAGCAAUCACAAGAGGAUAAUGAGCAAGAGGCAAGAGAUCAGCAAGAACGAGAGCAGCAGCUAAGACAAAUAGAGCAAGAAGAGCUUGCAAAACAUGCCUCCGAACCUGAGGGGAAACCAUACCGAUAUGACUACAGUAGCGACACAAGUUAUAUGCUUGCUGUCGCAGAAUGGGAAGCAGCAGGACCGGAUUACAAGCCAUAUCAGCGUACACAAGAGGAAAUUGAGGAAGAUGCAAGGUAUGAGCGAAAACGAAAGAUACUAAUGAAUAUGCGAAAAGACUAUGAAGAGGGUGUACAACAUCCCCGCGAACCUGGUGCGGAACCACGCACACAUGAGUUCAAUAACUUCGAGAGUUUUAUUGCUGCUCACUCAAAAUGGGAAGAAGAACAUCCGGUUCAAAAGGAAGAACUGGAAUCACCGGAGCAGCGAGCACAGCGGGACAGAGAAACGAGGGGGCGAGUGGAACAAGAGCGUCCACAACAUCAGGUACUUGAUUUGGAAUUGACUCAGCCACAAAACGGUUACGAUAACUUCAACGAUUAUGUCAAUGGUCGCGCACUUUUGACAGCAGCAAGACAGGAUCGAGAUCAACAACAGCAAUCACAGGAGGAGCGUGAGCAGCAGGCAAGGGAGCAGUACAUCCGUGAGCAACAGCAGCGACACCAGCUAGAAAGAGAACAGGAAGAACAAGAGCGUGCACAAUAUGAGCCCCAUGACGACUAUUUCCUUAAUGCUUCACCAUGGCCAGAAGCAGGCCAGGAGCAAGAUCAACAACAGCAAUCACAGGAGGAGUAUGAUCAGGAGGCAAGAGAGCAACAGGAACGAGAGCAGCGGGAACGAGAGCAGCUAGAAAGAGAGGAACAACAACGCUCGGAUGCGCAGCCAGACACAGACACCUAUGGACUGGACGAUAGUGAUUUGAACGCUGAUCUUUGGCCACAGGCAAGCGAGGAGGAAGAGGCUGACAGGUAUCCAGAAUAUUCAAAUGGUCACAACUAUCCACAACGAGUUAAGCUGAUGCGCAGACAUCCGCGCCUGAGGUCUUAGAACUUGCUGGCCAUUACUUAAUGCCGAUUUUAAAUAGUCUAUAGAACAAUGUACACAGUAAAAAUUUCUUAAAUAAAUAUUAUUCAUAUA